UGUUCAUCUUUAAGGAAGUUAACAGGAAAAUUCAAGUAGAUUAAUGUACUCGACCGGCUGGCCUGGAUGGAUAUUUAUGGAAAAUCUGGGGUAAAGAACAAACGUCUUGAAUCGUCACCACAUGGCGACUCGCUUGAGUCCACGAAAUUCUGAAGUAAAUGCAUUAGAACAGAGGGGGUACCUUAUCGGUAAGAAAAUCGGCCAGGGCUCUUAUGCAACUGUACAUCUGGCCGACUAUGUGGACAGCACGGGUCCCAAGAAGAUGCGUCUCGCAUGCAAAAUCUUUGAUAAGGAAAAGGCUCCAAAGGAUUUUUUAGAAAAGUUCUUCCCUAGGGAACUGGAAAUUCUGACCAAAAUUGAAAACCCGCACAUCAUCCAAGUCCAUAGCAUCUUGCAAAGAGGACCUAGGGUGUUUAUUUUUAUGAGAUACGCCGACAAUGGCGAUUUAUUGGACUUUAUCAAGAAGAACGGGGUGGUACCAGAACAACAAGCCAAGGUAUGGUUCCGGCAGAUGGCAAGCGGUCUCCACUACCUCCACGGCAAAAACAUCGCUCACAGAGACCUAAAGUGCGAGAACAUCCUUCUCUCCAGACGAUUCAACGUGAAACUCGCUGAUUUCGGCUUCGCCAGGUUCUGCGUCGAUUCCGAUAACCGCAGAAUCCUCAGCCAGACCUACUGCGGUUCUGCCGCUUACGCAGCCCCAGAGGUUGUCAAUGGUACGCCCUACAACCCCAAGCUUUCCGACGUGUGGUCGCUGGGAAUCAUCCUCUUCAUCAUGCUGAACGCGUCCAUGCCGUUCGACGACUCCAACUUGAGGAAGCUCUUGAAGGAUCAAAUGACCAAGAACUGGGUGUUUAGGUCGAGAGUGAGAGACACUCUUUCUUCUAGUGCCAAAUCUCUCGUGCGGCAUUUGUUAGAGCCGGAUCUAACUCAGAGGCUGACUUUAGACAGGGUGAUUCAGCACGAGUGGUUGCGGCUGAGAAAGGACAGACCGUCGUCUCUCAUUGGUCGGUUGGUGCACUCUGCGCCGCACGGGCAAACCUCCGGUCAGUCGGCUCUAGUUAAUGGGGAAUACGAGAACGAACCGGUCCCUGGAGACUUUCAGAACCCAGAGAACAAGAAAAGUGAAAUGAUGAUUUCGGUCACGGACAAUUGA
Messenger RNA from Anoplophora glabripennis (Asian longhorned beetle), 1156 nucleotides. It is a transcript of the gene Tssk, whose product is annotated as testis-specific serine/threonine-protein kinase 2. Gene Ontology annotation, cellular component: cytoplasm. NCBI's taxonomy places the organism in Eukaryota, Metazoa, Arthropoda, Insecta, Coleoptera, Cerambycidae. The coding region runs from base 122 to 1156 and encodes 344 amino acids. Gene Ontology annotation, molecular function: protein serine/threonine kinase activity; ATP binding; tau-protein kinase activity. Gene Ontology annotation, biological process: microtubule cytoskeleton organization; intracellular signal transduction; protein phosphorylation. The record is from RefSeq and is a predicted model, not a curated record. The transcript has 2 exons.